This is a messenger RNA of Malassezia japonica, 4455 nucleotides long. RefSeq lists its product as uncharacterized. The record is from RefSeq and is a predicted model, not a curated record. Gene Ontology annotation, cellular component: DASH complex; membrane; nuclear envelope. Bases 1 to 4455 code for a protein of 1484 amino acids. The transcript is spliced from 5 exons. NCBI's taxonomy places the organism in Eukaryota, Fungi, Basidiomycota, Malasseziomycetes, Malasseziales, Malasseziaceae. Gene Ontology annotation, molecular function: protein binding; sterol binding. Gene Ontology annotation, biological process: mitotic cell cycle; maintenance of cell polarity; exocytosis.
AUGGACGACGACGCGGUGCGCACGCCCCGGCGCGCGCUGGACGACGGCUUUGACUCGACGUUGGGCGACGCGACCGAGACGACGAGCUUCCACAAGGCGGACGAUUCGCUGUUCCAGGUCCUGCGCAACACGCCCGCGCCACGCGAGGCGCGCAACGGCGAAGAGACCGAGAGUGCCGAGCAGGUGCAGCGCCAGCUGCAGCAGCUCCAGCAGCUCAACGCGGUAUUUGAGUCGUACGAGGCGGCGCUCUCAGGCGGCGUCGACCAGGUCGAGACCUUUGCGAAAAAGAUCCGCGAGACCGAUCAGCUGCUCGACGCCUACGUCGACCUACUGAAGAACGCACAGGCGCGGCGCACGCUGCUCGCCGAGCCGACGUGGCACGGCGCGACCAAGGACGCCGCCGACUACGCCGCCGAGCAGCGCGAGGCGCAGCGGAGAGAAGAGGCACGAGCCCGCCCGCCCGCCAAGCAGUCGAUGCGCACAUCACAGCGGCCGACACGCGGCGUGCCGCGCAGCACACGCGGACGCGCGGCGCCGGAUCCAGGCCGCACGGCGCCUACGCGCGCCGCGACCUCGCGCGCACCGGCCGGCACGGCCAGCGCGACGGUCGCGUCGGCGCGCCACCCCGGCGCAAGCACGACACGCGGCGCGCGCCCGGCGUCGGGCCUGCCUGUGCGCGGCGCACCGAACCGUCUGCGCUUGCUCGAUGCGCUUCGCACCGGCGAUCGUGCGACGAUCGACUCGGUGUUACAAGGCCUGGACGUGUCGCAGCCCCGGCCGCAGAUCGAGUCGCCGUUGCACCUCGCCGUGCUGUGUGCGGAGCCGCCGACGAUUGACUAUGUGAUCAAGCAGUCCGGUAUCGAUCCGAACAUGCAGACGAGUGAUACACGCAACACGCCGCUGCAUCUCGCGGUUGACAGCGACCGCCUGGAUGCCACGGCGCUCCUCCUGUCGCUUCCGACGAUCAACGACGCGCUGGUGAAUGCGGACAACAAGACGCCGCAGCAGCUUGUAUCCUCGCCGGACAUGACGCAGCUCCUCCAGUCCGCGCGCAUGGAGCUCCGUGGGCGCAUCACCGACGCGCUCGAAGACUUUGAGCAGGAAGUGGCCCAAGGCACGCUCGACGGCGCGGCGCACAACAAGCUCCUCGCGCUCGUGCAGCUGCCGCGUGUGAAUGCGGUGGACCUUGCGUCGGCGAGCCGCACGUCGGGUGACGACGUGCUGCACGCCGCCGUGCGUGCCAAGGCGACGCAGCUUAUCACCGCCUGCGUCCGCCACGGUGCGGAUCCGUUUGUGAAGGAUAUGAACGGGCGCACAGCCGACAGCGUUGCGCCGGAUGCCAGCAUCCACGCGCUACUGCGCCAGCUGACGAAUGCAGAGGUCGACGAGUCGAUCGCCGCGAGGCAGUCGCCGACCUACCGCGGCUUCCUCGGCAAGUGGACCAACAUGGUCGGCGGGUACAAGAUGCGCUGGUUCGUGCUCAGCGACGGCAUCCUGUCCUACUACCAGAGCCCGGACGACGAGGGACGCCACGCGCGUGGCUCGAUCUACCUGCGCUACGCCAAGAUCAUUACCGACCACCGCGAGAGGAACCGCUUCGAGAUCGUGAGCCGCAUGGGCAAGGGCAUGAACAAGCUGUACCUGCGGGGCAGCGACUCGGCAGAGUCUGUGCGCUGGAUUCAGAUGCUCGAAAAGGCGAAGCGCUCGGCAGAGGAGGCCGACGUUAAGGACCCGGUCGAGCGCACGCGCAGCCCGGCCGGCGGCCUCGCAGCGCCGCGCCCGGUCCUCGCGCCGAUUGCUACGCAGGCGCCCAGCCUCGCGCCGCCGCCACAGCAGCCGCCGUCGGCCACGUCGCCGCUCUCGUCGCACCGCCCGAGCAUUGCUGGCUCAGAGGUGGGCACGCUCGACGAUACGUUUGACAUCCGCGACGACCACUCCGAGGUGGCGUCGCUCGACGGCGACCAAGGUAUUCCGCACGGCAAAGAGUUUGCCGUGGUCAACAACAUGCUCAACAUGCACUUUGACGUCUCGUUCCAGCUCCUCGACCAGCUCGCGCAGUCGACCGCAGGCACGUACGUCGCGCCCCCGGUCAACACUCCCGAGGGGCUCGCCAAGCCCGUGUCGCAGCUGUCGCUCGGCGGCCAGAACACGGGACACAACGAGAUUAUCGACGCGCUGCGUGCCUCGGUCAAGGACCGCUUCCGCCUCUGGCAGGAGUACAAUGCCAUGGUCCAGGACCGCGAGAGCUAUCUCAAGGAUCAGCUCGAGCGCGAAAUUGCCACGCGCAAGCUCUGGGAGGAGCAGAUGACUCACCUCGGUAAGCAGCACAGCGAGCUCGAGGGCAACCUGCACGAUGCCGUGUCGGUGAUUAGCUCGCAACGCAAGGAGCUCAAGCGCGUGCAGAACGACCAGAUGGCCGACACGGUCAAGGCCGGCGGCGAGAACCUCUCGUCGGGCAUCACGGCCGCAGUCGGCGGUGCGGCCGCAGCGGUCGGCGCAGUCGGCACGGCCGCGACGUCGUUCUUCCAGAAGCCAUCGCGCGAGUCGAGCUUUGACGACGUCGACGACGAGUUCUACGACGCGGUCGAGUCGGGCAACCUGCCGAACCUCUACGUCGAGGCACCGCUGUCGGAGCGCCAGAACUCGAUUAACAGCACGUCGCAGCAGCAGACCGGCGCACAGCCGCAGCAGACCGACGCACAGUCGCAGCAGACCGACGCACAGUCGCAGCAGACUGACGCGCCGCAAACGCAGGAGCCAGAGGAGCUCACUGACAAGGUCGCGCAGGACGAGCGCCGUCCUUCGAUGCGCGAAAAGGUCAAGGCGGCUGCGGGCGCGAUCGGCGGUGCGGGUGCGGGUGCGGGAGCAGGCGCCGGCAUUGGCGAAGCGAUCAAGCGCAAGAUGGGCAAGGACAAGUCCGAGCAGCCGCAAGACCAGCCGGGUCAGCAGGGUGAACAGGGCCAGCAGGGCCAGCAGGGUGAGCAGAGCCAGCAGAGCCAGCAGGGUGAGCAGGCCCAGUCCCAGCAGGGCGCGUCGCAAGACGCCGAGCAGGAGCAGGACACGUCCAACUACCCCAUGGACGAGCCCGGCUUUGCUCCGUACGAGCACCUGCGCGAGACGCUCCCGAUCAGCAAGGACAACCGCCCCUCGAUGUCCUUGUGGUCGAUUCUGAAGAACAACAUCGGCAAGGAUCUUACCAAGAUUUCGUUCCCUGUCGCAUUCAACGAGCCGACGUCGAUGCUCCAGCGCAUGGCCGAGGACAUGGAGUUCUCCGAGUGCCUCGAUGCUGCUGCGCUGCAGUCUGACUCGACGCGCCGCAUUGCGUACGUCGCCGCCUUUGCCGCGUCGAACUACAGCUCGACGAUCGGCCGUAUUGCAAAGCCGUUCAACCCGAUGCUUGGCGAGACGUUUGAGUACGCGCGCCCCGACUUGCACUACCGCUACGUGAGCGAGCAGGUGAGCCACCACCCCCCCAUUUCCGCGUGCUAUGCCGAGUCGCCGACGUGGGAGUACAUGGGCUGUGUCGAUGCCAAGUCCAAGUUUAUGGGCCGCACCUUUGAGAUCCGCCCGACCGGUGUCGCCCACGUGCAGAUGAAGGUGAAGCCUGACUGGGUGCCGCAGUCCAAGCGCAACGCGCUCAAGCACGCGCCGAACGACGAAAACCUGCUCAUGGAGCACUACUCGUGGAACAAGGUCACGACUUCGGUCGGUGGCUUCAUCGUCGGCUCGCCGACCAUUGACCACUACGGCGACAUGACCGUGGUGAACCACGUCACGGGCGACAAGUGCACUUUGACCUUUAUGCCCCGUGGCUGGCGCGGUGCAGACUCGCGCGAGAUCCGCGGCAAGGUCACCGAUGCUUCCGGCAAGGUCGUGUGGGAUAUUGCCGGCCGUUGGAACAGCCAGCUCGUGGCGCGCCGCGUCGACAGCGGCUCGAGCAGCCUGAACCCCGACAGCAAGGUCGGCAACGCGGACCCCGUGUCGAGCAGCCAGCAAGACACCCAGCUGAUCCUGCUGUGGCGCAACAGCGAAAAGUUUGCGUCGCCGUUCAAUCUGACGCCGUUUGCCAUCACGCUCAACUCGUGCCCCGAGGAUCUGCGGCCGUGGCUGCCGCCGACCGACUGCCGUCUGCGCCCCGAUCUGACUGCGUUCGAGCACGGAAAGUUCGACAAGGCCGACGAGCUCAAGGUGUACCUCGAAAACUUCCAGCGCGAGACGCGCCGGAAGCGCGAGGCAGGCGAGCUGCCCGCGCACAAGCCGCGCUGGUUCGAGCGCACGACCGACCCCGACACCCACGCGCAGUUCUGGAAGCCGCUUGUCACCAAGGGCGAGCACAACCGUCCGGAGAUGAGCUACUGGGUGGAGCGCAUGAAGAUCGGCUCCGAGCACGCCCACGGCAACACCGAGGCGCAGUGGCCCGAGUGCGGCCGCAUCUUUGGCGAGUAUUCCAAGUAG